Messenger RNA from Prionailurus viverrinus (fishing cat), 4780 nucleotides. RefSeq names its product zinc finger protein 500 (gene ZNF500). The coding region runs from base 649 to 2097 and encodes 482 amino acids. NCBI's taxonomy places the organism in Eukaryota, Metazoa, Chordata, Mammalia, Carnivora, Felidae. The transcript has 6 exons. Gene Ontology annotation, biological process: regulation of transcription by RNA polymerase II. The record is from RefSeq and is a predicted model, not a curated record. Gene Ontology annotation, molecular function: DNA-binding transcription factor activity, RNA polymerase II-specific; RNA polymerase II cis-regulatory region sequence-specific DNA binding.
CGCGGAGUCCCGGCCCACGCCGCUUCCGUCCCGCAGCCCUUCUUCACCAGAACCCGGGGUUGUGCUCGGCCUGGGCCACCGCUCACCCUGCACCCGAGGACGAAACCGGGGAAAGCAUGCCCGGCCGGGGAGUCCCUACUCUCUCCGAACCCUGGAGUUGGAGGGGCCGUCGUGACCCAUCCACCGAGGGUACCCGGCGGGCUUUCAGGGCUUGCCGAGCCCGAAUUGGAGGGUCAAGUCGUGACAGAACCCGCGUCCCCUUGGACACAGAGGGCCCAGGUUCUAUUUCCAAGGGGACCCCAUCCUAAAAGGGCCAACCGUAGUAAUGAAAACUGCACUUCCCAAGCUCUGGCCCCGUUCCAGUCAGUGCUCAAAACCCUUUGCAAAUAUCCCGGUUAGUCCUCUCAAAAGCCUGUGUGUACGAAUAUCAUCAUCUCUACUUUUUGAACGAGGAAUCGAUGCCCUGAGAGUUUAAGUAACUUGCUUAGGAAUUACCAGGGGGCUUAGAAGCAAGGACGGUUUGAUUUACUUCAGCUCUUUUGCCAAUGAGGAGCCCUGAAAACAUCACUUCCAGUGUCUGGCCAGAGGUACAGGGAGAGACAGAUUUGACCUUUCAGGCACAAGAAAGAGCAAGACUUGCCCCAGACAAUGGCGACCACACCUGGUCUCCAGCCUCCACCACCCCUGGAGCAAGACGAGAUCCUGAUCGUGAAGGUGGAGGAGGAUUUCUGCUGGGAAGAGGAGCCUUCCCUGGAGACAGAAGACCCUAGCCCUGAGACCUUCCGCCAGCUCUUCAGGCUCUUUUGUUACCAGGAGGUGGCCGGACCACGGGAGGCCCUGAGCCGCCUUUGGGAGCUCUGCUGCCGCUGGCUGCGGCCUGAAUUGCGCACCAAAGAGCAGAUCCUGGAGCUGCUGGUGCUGGAGCAGUUCCUGAUGGUGCUGCCUGGGGAGAUCCAGGCCCGGGUGCGGGAGCAGCAGCCGGAGAGUGGUGAGGAGGCCGUGGUCCUCGUGGAAGGGCUGCAGCGGGAGCCCAGGAAGCAGAGGCAGCGGGGCCUGGAAGUGCUCCCUGAUGAUGUACUGCCCCACGGGACAGGAGAACAGUGCUUGAAACACCAAGUGGAGGCUAAGCCAGAGGAGCUGUCUCUGGAGGAAGGAUCUGGAUGCUCCAGCCAGCAGCCCCCAACCCAACUGAGCCACACACCAAAGAGGAGCCCCCAGCUCUGGCCAAAGAGGGGCCCGGUGGCCUCCCAGCAUCAGGAGACGGCACCGGCCACAUCCUUCGUUUCAUCCUGGUCCCAGCAGGUGCCGGUGACCUUGGAGGACGUGGCGGCAUACCUGUCCCAGGAGGAGUGGGAGUGCCUGGACCCGGCUCAGCGGGGCUGCGUCUGGGAUGUGCUGCCCGACAGCGGGGGGCUUGGGCUGCAACUUGAGGAUGGAGAGGGCGCCAGGCAGGACGUCCUGACGAGAAGGGAGCAGGACCGAGAGCUGGUUGGGGGCAUGACCAGGCCUGAGCAGUCUCUGGAAAGAGGAGGACCCCGGCGGAAUGAGAAGCCAUACGCAUGCCCUGAGUGCGGCAAAGGCUUCAGUAAGACGUCCCACUUGACCAAGCACCAGCGCACACACACCGGGGAGCGGCCCUACAAGUGUCAGGUGUGCGGGAAGGGCUUCAGUGACCGCUCCAACUUCAGCACGCACCAGCGGGUGCACACGGGCGAGAAGCCCUAUGCGUGUGCGGAGUGCGGGAAGCGCUUCAGCCAGAGCUCCAGCCUGGUCAUCCACCGCAGGACACACACUGGCGAGCGGCCCUACGCCUGUGCCGAGUGUGGGAAGCGCUUCAGCAACAGCUCGCACUUCAGUGCACACCGGAGAACGCACGCAGCUGAGAAGCCCUUCGUGUGCCCGGCCUGUGGCAGGGGCUUCCGCCGGGGCACCGACCUCCACAAACACCAGCGGACCCACAGCAGAGAGCAGUGCCCCCCAGGCCAGCGGAGCCCCACAGCACGGCUCCGGGAGGCCCCUGGGCCAAACCCUGGCCGCCACUCAUUGAACUGUCCAUUUCCGGGAUCCGUUUCAGAAUUUCGAGGUCACAGUUCAUGAAGCUGCUGGAGCUGUUUCUGUUUUGGAACCAAAAUCCUAACCUUAAGGCAUUUCACACUGAUCCCAUUUGCCCCUGGUGUGGGCCCAGCUUGUGGCAGUGGGACAUUGCAGGUGCUCAGGCCCAGGGAGGAAUCUGGACACGGAGUUCGGCAGUGGCGGCUAGACACCAAGCCGGGUGUACGUGGGUCCUGGGGCUGCUGUACAAAUGGCCACGACCCGGGUUGCUCAGCACCACAGGGACAGACUGUCACAGUUCAGGAGGCCAGAAGUCCAAAACCAAGAUGUAGGCAAGGCUGCCUCCUUCUGGAGGCCCGGACGGAGAGACCAUCCCAGGCCUCUCUCCUGGCUUCUGCUGUUGCCAGUGUUCCUGGUGUCCUUGGCUUGUGGCCACAACACUCCCAUCUCUGCCUCUCCCGUGUCUCUGGUGUCCUCUUGUAAGGGCACAGUCAUUCCAUUUAGGGCCCCUAAUCCUGAAUGACAGCAUCUUAACUAAUUACAUCUGCAAAGACCCUGUUUCCAAAUCAGGGCACAUUCUGAGGUUCUGGAUGGACAUGAAGUUGGGGGACACUCAUCAGUCCACUUCAGGGAAACCUCAGUGGCUCCCAUUCCUUACUGCAUUAACAUACCCCAGCCUUCCCUGGUCUCCCCCCUUUCCCUUCCAGCCUUGCCACAUUUUCAAAACAUAGCCUGUGGGGACUUGUUCCGUAUCCCAGUGGUGUCAGCGGGCAGUGGGAUGAGUUGGGGGUCACCUGCCUAGAGCCACAGCUGUUCUAAAGGACAGAUGACUCAUGUGAGUAUGCUUCCCUGAUAGCCCAUCUUCCAACCUCCGCAGGUGUGUGAGGAAGCCUGUGGAGGUGACUGACCAUCUGUCCCCACAGCAGGAGCCAGGGCCGCCUUUGCUCCAUCCCCAAGUGGCCAGGACAGAGGCAGCGUUGGUUGCCCCACUUUGUCCCUCUGCGGUGGACAUGCUUCUGAUCUGUGCACAUCCACUAUCUCCUGGGUGGCUGAGGGGAACAGUAUAGAGUACUUGUUCCAUUUAGUCAUCACUGAAGUCUUGGGGGCAGCUGCUGAAACCACUGGGUUCCGGAACAUUCCACGCAGGGAGUAUGGCAGUUUCCCAUGGCUGGGUGGCCUUGGACCUCAGGCUGUGCUCCAUUCUAUUUGUCACCCAAUCACUGUAUAUAUUUUCACCUUUCAGCAUAACCCAGGUUCCAGGGUGCAUGACCUACUCUCUGUUUCCCUAAUAAACAAAGCGGGUCCUUCUGGCCUCGUGUGCUCUGCCCUAUGUGUUCUUUAGAGAAGGGGGCCACUCAGUUUAAGCAUGGUGUUUACCUUCUAGGCCAGCUUCCAGAGCUCCAGCACUGCCGGUAACCCAGCUUCCCUAAGUAGCUGCGAGUCUGCAGGCUCACUACUGUUGUGUCCAGGCUGGUGCCAGAGGUGGCCGCCUGCUUCCUGGCCUGGGACCUGGGCCUGUUGGUGCCUCUUCCAGAACAUUCUCUCAAGCAACCCUGAGACAUACGGCUUUUGUGCCUCUCCUUUUACAGAUGGGAAACUGAGGUCCUGAAUGCUUUUAGCACCCUGUUCAGGUGGCAGAACUCGUUUUGAGCUCGGGUCUACCACGUCAUCUUCUUGACUUGCCUUACUGGUGGUUCACUGAGUUGAACUUGGAACAAAGAAGUUAUUUUCUGUCACUGCGAAGCAUCCCAAAUUUCUGGCAUUUGAAAGGGAUAGAGAUGGGGGGGAAAGCUGGCCAUUGCACUUGACAGGCCGCAUGGGUGGAGGUGUGUCACAUUUGGGCUUCUGUGGCAGAGCCCCGACCACACUGCAUGUGUCCUGGAGCAGAGGGUGAGGGGUCUCCGUGGAUGUGCGAAGAGCCAGGAGCGCAGGUGACGCAGCCUGGCCACCUUCCCUGCAGGUAGGCCCACCCGGGGCCUCCUGUGGCCUUGGUGGAACCUGUCUUGCACCUGGCCCCUUGUCAUUGGGCCACAUCAAGUGGGGUCUGUGGCCCCGAUCUUGGCUAUCUGUGGCUGAGGCCAGGCAGAGCCUGCCUUGCCUAGGGCAGGGCUUGAUGACAAGAGACCCUUGGCCAGCCUCAACACCUGCAGCAAGUGAUGACCCCAGCUGAAUGCUGGAAUACAUUCUUAAAUGCUAAGGACUCUGCCAAGCUGCUGAGCCUGUGAUGUGGAGAGACUCGAGGUGACUGCUCUUACCAGGGAGCAGGGGCAGAGACAGAAUCCUGGAAGCAAGUUGGUGAGAGAAGAGAGGUGCCACAGAUCAGGGCUGCAGCCUAUUGGGGGCUGCAGGGCUGAGAACCAGAAGAAAUGACUGAACAUGGAGGACAGUGGAGGAUAAUGUUCGCAAAGUAACAGGGAAGGACGUCGCCCACGAGGUGGGGCCCCGCUCUGUUCCAUGGGGACAGUUUGGGUGUUAGGACACUCAGUACUCUAUCUCCACAUAAAGGUCAGCCCCACCUGAAGUCAGGAAGGACCCUAGAAUAGAUGUGUGCCUUUGUAUCUUGGUUAAAGAAAAAAACAGUCCAGUCUUCACCCCUUUAUCAAAAAGUCCAUUUGGUGUGUGUGUGUGUGUGUGUGUGUGUGUGUGUGAGGAGGGGUGUGGUAUGUUAAUGCAAGCACAUAAACAGGGACUCAAGAUCAGGCUAAAUUCUCUUCAAAGACCCUUUCAA